This is a messenger RNA of Sugiyamaella lignohabitans, 4131 nucleotides long. RefSeq names its product transcription factor TFIIIC subunit TFC3 (gene TFC3). The transcript has a single exon. Gene Ontology annotation, molecular function: DNA binding. Lineage: Eukaryota; Fungi; Ascomycota; Dipodascomycetes; Dipodascales; Trichomonascaceae. The record is from RefSeq and is a predicted model, not a curated record. Gene Ontology annotation, biological process: 5S class rRNA transcription by RNA polymerase III; transcription initiation at RNA polymerase III promoter. Bases 1 to 4131 code for a protein of 1376 amino acids. Gene Ontology annotation, cellular component: transcription factor TFIIIC complex.
AUGCUAUCGGAUCUAGGAUUGGUUCAGCGAUUUCCGAUGCUUAGUAAAGGAAUAACUACCCAUUUAGUGGUUUACAGGAAAUUCAUCACUGGAAAUAGAAAAGACUCUAGUGCAAGAGGAGCUGCUGGUGUAGAUAUCAUACAGCUGCGAAAUUCGAUUGUUUCAGCAGUUAAAGAAGCUCGUAAUGGCUUGCGACAGCAUCAGGAGCUGAAAGUUCAGCUGGGAUUCGAGAAAACUCAUCGUCAAUUUGUUAUAUUUGCAAGAGCAGUAAGGGUUCUAGAAUCUCAGGGAUACGUCAAGAGAGUUAUUGUACAUACACAGAGCGAUAAAGGAGAGAAGGUAUAUAAAGUGAGGUGUAUUAAGUUUGUCAAGGAUUUACCAGAGUCUGACGACAAAGGCGAUUUGGAGUCGGAUUUAUCUGAUGAUAGCGAUUUUGCCGAAAUCGAUGAGGAGCCUGACGCUGAUGGAACAGGUACCACAGCUGCUGGUGCCACCACAGACACUACAUCUUCAAAGACUUCAACUCCUGCGAAGGGUAAAAUCGGUCAAGGAGCAGAUUCAAAUGUUACUUCUGGGACCAGAGAGAGAAGUGGUGAUAGCGCAGACGCUCCAGAUGUGUCUCAGAUAGAUUCUUCAUCGUUGGUCAAAAUUUAUGAAGACGGCUAUAUUCCCGAUCAAUCUGACAAGAAGUACAUCUUUUUCAAUCAGUUCUAUCCUCUAGAAAAUCAGAUCUAUGACUGUAUUAAUUCUGGAGGUGAGUUUGGCAUUCCCGCCAUGGAUCUAGGUAGUAAUCUUGUGGGAAGUAAUUAUAGCCGAAUUUUUGCUAGAAUACUGGAUACACUCUCUGAUAAACCCGCCACUGCUUCUAAAUCUGCUGGUAAGAAGAAGAAGCCCAUUGUUCCUCCUAAAAACUUGGAGCAUUUGACAAUUAUUCGUGGUAUUGAUUUCUCUGCUCGUAUGAAGUUCUAUCGGUACUUUUCCCAGCCAGGUUAUUUUGCAUACGGAGGCAAAACUCCGGAGGAGAACUGGGGGACAUGGAAGGAGAUAAAUCUCACGGGAGCUGCAAAGUCUCUACGCGCUUUAGACAAGAAGCUGUCAUCCGCUCUGCCAGGAUUAGUAGAAGUUCGUCAAGAUAACGAAGGUAAUGUCGUACCAUUGUUCCACGGAGAAAAAGGCAAGAUUGGCGACUACGCUGUUAUUAAUGCUGCACCGAGACCACCAGAAACGAGUACUGGAAAGAAAAAAGGUAGACCACGCAAAAGCGAUGUAGCGGUGGAUCCCAACGCACCGCCACGGAAAAGAGGUAGACCAAGAAAAGACAAGAGUGACCAACCACCUGUCAAACUUUCGAAAUCUGGGAAAGUUCGUGCAACUAGAGCAAGUAAGGAGGCUGAAGUCAAGAUAGAAGAGGGAGUUGAUAGAGCAAGUGCAGAAAGUGUAAAUAUCCAAGAAGAUAUGUUGACACAAGAUGCUGCCGAUGAAGCAGCCGCAGCGUUGGUAGGACUGAGGGGUGAGACCAGUUCCCAAACAUCAUCAGCCUUUAAUGAUAGAGAGCAAGUUAUGACCGAUGGUGAAGAAGAGAGAGACCUGGAUCAGGUCAGCACGGAUGUUACACCAAUAGAUAACACUGCUCAAAACAAUGUAGAUUCUGCAGUUGUAUCUCGUGUGGACGUAGGUGUUCCUGUUCAGCCAACUUCUCCACAUGUCGAGGGGACUACAUCAAUCAAAGUAAAGGCCGAACCUGACGACGACCACAGUGCUAAUUCAAGCAUUUAUACUACGCCAGUGCCUGAUAUUCCUGUUAUUCCUACCACUCCUAGUUUGACUCCCGGAUUCCAGCCAGAAGUAAGAGAGGGGCCUACAGUUGAUACUCCGGCUGCCACUAGUACUACGGGAGAACAAAUUAAUUCCACGGCACCAUCCGAAAGCGGGCCAACACCAGGGGAUGCUGAAGAGCUGGCUAAUUCUUCAAAUACAAUAAAACGUUACAAGCCCAAACCAAAGGCACCAAGUUCUGAGUUAUCAUUCGCGCUCAUAAAGCGCAAGGCACAGAUUAUGUCUAUUUUGGAGGACAAGAAUGGUGUCGUUGAAGGAGGUACUCACUUGCAAAAUCUCAUUGCAGCAAAGUUUUCUGAGAAAGAGGGAAGUACCAUUGAUCGUAAGACGGUACAACGCGUUGUUACUCACAUGUUGGCCAAUAACGACCUUCAUGAAAUUCUACUCAGCGUGCCUAAAGAUAAGGACGCUCCUGCAAAGGGGUCUCCUGGCUCAAAGCAAAUUCUAUUCCUACCAUCGAUUGAUCCCGACUGCGAGGAAAUCCGCAAGCUAAAAGCCAGCAUAGCAGAAGGCGUCAAAAAGCGAGCGCCUACCAUACUGCCAGUCCCGAGAAUUUCAAUGAGCAAAGAUGACUUAUUUGUAAGACAUAUUAGAGCCAGUCGUCUGAAACAGGUAGACAGUACUAAAGUCAAAUCCAGGAAAUCCGAAAGAUCUAGACCCGUGGCAGUUCGACGGGAGCCCCGAGUUCCGCCAACUCCAAGAGAAGUUGUGCCACCCAAAUCAACAGCUGACGCCGAACGACCUGCUAAAGCGCGCCGUGUAUCGAAGAAGGAAAGUGCUAUCGAUAAGAAUAUUUUAAUGAUCAGACCAUACAACCCGCCAUCGAACGAACAGUCUACUUCUGUGGGCGGAGAAGGAUACCAAGCUCUUGAAUUCUUGCCAAACUAUGUUCCUCCUAAGCCACAGCGUCGUCAUAAGAACCUUGAUCCAGUAACUGGAAGAAUCAGACGGUCGUUGCAAAAAGGUAGACGAAGCAAAGUUGAUAAUGAAAGACUCUAUAGAGUUGUCAUUAUCGUACGAUCGAUGUUUUCGACGUCACUCGGGUCUAUUGAUUGGGAAAAGGUAGUGACUGCUUUCCCUAAUAUGCUGCCUUCAACAGCUAAAUCAAAGUGGCCCAGUCUCAGAGAUAGAUAUGGGGGUAGGAAACAGGUUGGUCGAGCAAUGAAACGAUGGGAGGAUCUAUUCCUCAAGAGCUACGAAAAUGGAGAGCUACCCCUGGUGCACGACAAUGACUAUGAUGUUGGAUUCUAUGCUGAUUUUUGGAAAGCCAAUGAAAAUGAGCUCGAAAUCUCGCCUGUUCCAUGGCUCCUUGAUAAUGAUGAGGGUAUAGAACAGGGCUAUGAACUUGUUUCAAUUGAGGCAGAUCAUGCAAGAGAUCCAAUAGACCUUUUAUACUAUUCCACAUCUAUGGUGAAGACGGACGAGCUUAUGACACAGUCUCCAUUUGGAUACGACCCUGCUAGUUUACUCCCAGAGACCAGUCCAACUGAUAAAGCCAAACAAGCUGUUAAAGGAACUAUUGCCACGAGUCAUCGGAUUUAUGACGCAAAUAUUUCUAAGGACAUUCUUCUUAGCCAUGGUGCUGAGACCUCGAUCAAAGCUGUUAAAGAGCUUGAAGCAGAUAGGUCAAUUGUUUACUUGCCACGGGACAAAGAAAAAGUUCUUCCUGGUCGAAAUUACUUAUUUUCUGAUAAGUUUAAUGCACAACUCGAUCUGCGUAUUGGAAAUGGCAUGUUUCAUGAAGCAACUGAGUUUGAAAACAAACUGAUUUCUACAUUCGAAUCGUCCAAGGGUAUGAUUAUGUCGAGAACUGCCCCUGAUAGUUCACUAGUAGCUCUGCUUGAUCUGAUAUGCUAUAGAAAAGUGGAUCUGGUGCGCAUCAACACUUUAACGAAUAUCAUGCUGUCAGGUUAUACUUCACGUAUUAUAGAUAAGGAGAAGUUGGAUAGUGAUAUUAUCAUCCGUGGUCUAUUAUCUCACGAAGAGUCGUUAACGAAGCUUGUUCGACCGGAAAUCCCUCCUCCCUUGGGCUCGGGCUGUCAGUAUAUUUGGACCAGUGUUAUUGGUACUUUGAAUGAGGAUAUCUGGGCAAGAGUUCUCAAACAGAUUCUCAUGGUGGUAACAUUCCGUCCUGGUAUUUCGAGUGUGGCCCUUCAUAGAAAGAUGUCUCUUGUAUUAACUUAUGAGGAAACAACCACUGCGUUAAAAUGGCUAUGCGAACGCGAGUGUAUCCGAGUUGGAGAAUACGAUGCUCAUUUUAUUCUUCCACGAUGGUAUUCAAAUAUCUUUGCUUAG